This is a messenger RNA of Harmonia axyridis, 1318 nucleotides long. Its product is annotated as ubiquinone biosynthesis protein COQ4 homolog, mitochondrial. Gene Ontology annotation, biological process: ubiquinone biosynthetic process. The transcript has 2 exons. The record is from RefSeq and is a predicted model, not a curated record. NCBI's taxonomy places the organism in Eukaryota, Metazoa, Arthropoda, Insecta, Coleoptera, Coccinellidae. Bases 208 to 1047 code for a protein of 279 amino acids. Gene Ontology annotation, cellular component: mitochondrial inner membrane; mitochondrion.
AAUUAAACCAGCAUAGAUAAGUAAACCAGUUUUCGUAUCACAGAAGCAUAUAUACAAAAUAUCUCCUUAAAUCCAGUGACAAUUUUCACUCAUAGAUUAUUAUUUUUUAUUACUUUUGAUGGAAAGCUAAUUUGACUGAAUGCUGAAUGGUAUACUCCUUGAAUAACUAGAAAUGAUUUUUGAUUAACCGAUAGAAAAGAAUUCAUUAUGCGUCAGCUUCUCAUUUUGGGAGCUUCGAAACCAAAAAUAUUUAAUAAAUCUCUUAAAUCAUGUAUUCUAAAUACAAAAACAAAUUCUUUUGGAACACAAUCAACAUUUCGGGAACAAAAUGAUUUUGAACAGUUUUUUCAACAUAAUCAUAUUCCAAUAAACUGUUUUCAAAAAAUGUUAUUAACAGUUGGAUCGGCUAGUGUAGCUUUAAUAGAUCCAUACCGAGCAGAUAUGAUUGCUUGUUUGGGAGAAACUACAGGAACAUUAGCAUCAUCAUACAUGUUAUCAAAAAUGGAAAAUUCUGAGGAAGGUUCAAGAAUCCUUAAAGAAAAACCAAGAAUUAAUACAAACACAAUAGAUCUUAAUAAAUUGAGAAAGUUUCCUCAAAACACUAUAGGGAAAGUUUAUAUUGAUUUCUUAGAUAAAAAUCAUGUAACGCCUGAUUCUAGAGAUCCUGUAAAAUUCAUCGACGAUAUUCAGUUAGCUUAUGUUAUUCAAAGAUAUAGAGAAAUUCAUGAUUUUGUUCAUGCCAUACUUGGAAUGAAUACAAAUAUAUUGGGUGAAAUUACAAUAAAGUGGUUUGAAGCUGUUCAAAAUAAAUUACCAAUGUGCUAUGCUGGUGCACUAUUUGGAGCUGUAAACCUUAAAACUGUAGAUAGACAGAAUUUACUGAAAUAUUAUUUACCUUGGGCAGUGGAAACCGGAAGGAAUAGCCAAUUUCUGAUGAAUGUAUAUUUUGAAAAACGAUUAGAUCAACCAAUUGAAGAGUUACAUGAAGAACUGAAUAUAAAGCCUCUGGUAUUACCAAAAAUAAAAGAGACAUUGAAAAAAUUGUAAUAUGUUUCUAAUUUUUAGAAUAGAUUGAAGAUUUUUAAAUUUAUCCAUACUAUAUUUUUUGCAUUUAUGAGAACGAUCUAUAAUUUUUUUUGAACUUCUGUGUUUAUCAUCAUUUCUGCAAGAUUUAUUUUAUGAUAUUUUUUCUCGAUAAGAAAUAAUAUGGGUGGAUUUAAAGGAUGCAUAUAACAACCAUAAUUUCAUGUACAUAUGUGAAUAUUGAAUUAAUUGUAAUGGUUUUAGUGAAAUAUAAAGAUGUUUUCAAGUUUAAAUC